AUGUUGUAUGGGAAAAAAGCAAACAUCUCCCACCAGCACCAACAUCACAUGCCAUUCUCCAUCCCUUCUCCAUCCUCCUCUUCGCCUCCCCUUCGAUCCUCCUCAUUCGCCCACCUCCCAAACACCUCUCAUGACUUUCACAUGCUGCUGCCUCUUCUCAUCUCCCACCACAUUCACACUGCAACAGCCCAUUUAUUGUUGACUUCUUCCAAACUGCCCUCAAUGCACCCUCAGUUUGGUGAGACAGACAGCACUCACCACGUCUUCCUCCUCCUCCUCCUUCUCGACAACCACCUGUCACUCCGACUCAAUCAUGCCAUUGCAGCAGGACACACUUCACACGAGGCUACUGCUUUUACUGUUGUAACUGGUGAUGGUGACAGCGACCGUAGUGGUGGUGGUGGUGGCGGCUGUGGCGCCAAUGCAACGUUCGAAUGA
This is a messenger RNA of Hydatigera taeniaeformis, 438 nucleotides long. The record is from the annotation of a GenBank genome assembly. NCBI's taxonomy places the organism in Eukaryota, Metazoa, Platyhelminthes, Cestoda, Cyclophyllidea, Taeniidae.